AUGGCUCAAUCGGGUAUUAUUAGACUAGCUGAAGGGGAAAAAGUCGACAAAUGGGUGUGCACGAAGAAGCUGGGCGAGGGCGCCUGCGGGGCCGUGUUUUUGGUGAAGCACACGGACGAUGGACGUGAGGGUGCCCUGAAAGCCGAGGGAACCGAGGAGCCCGUCCCGCUGCUGCGCAUGGAGGCGAUCGCGAUGAUGGACCUGGCAAAGGGGCGGUGCCGUCACGUUGCCGAGCUCAUGGAUAAGGGAAAACAGGACAACUUCAACUGGAUUGUGAUGCGACUGGUGGGGAAGAGUCUGCAGGAUAUGAAGAAGACUGGACCCAAUCAGCAUCUGUCGCCCGGUGUCGCCAUCUCGGUGUCGAUCCAAUGCCUCGAGGCCCUGGAAGACCUUCAUGUGGCUGGAUAUCUGCAUCGGGACAUCAAGCCGGGCAACUUUUGCGUGGGCCGCGCCGAGACGAACGAGUUGCGCAAGAUCUACAUCCUCGACUUUGGCAUGUCGCGUCGUUUCAUCGGCCCCGAUGGCGUCAUACGCAAACCCCGUCAGGCCGCACAGUUCCGCGGCACCCCUCGCUACGCUCCGAUUGCCAGCCACGAGAGCCGCGACCACUCGAGGAAAGAGGAAUUGGAGAGCUGGUUCUACAUGCUGGUCGACUACACGAACGCGAAACUGCCGUGGAAGGGCGUCACCGAGCUGAACGAUGUGGGCCAGGCAAAGAGGAAGGCGCGCAGCGACCUGAACACGUUCUUCAUCGACUGCCCGAAGAAGGAGUACGCCCAGAUACUCGCCAUGAUUGACGCCCUCCAGUACUACGAGGCGCCGCCCUACAACAAGAUCUACGAGAUCCUGCGCAAAUGCAUGAAGGAGCACAAGAUGCACGAAUUCCCGUACGACUGGGAGCCGGAAGCGUCGAAGCAGCCCGGCAAGAGUGGCUCCGGGCCCAAGAGUGGAUUUACGGUGGUGAAGGGCUAUAAGCGUGCCCAGAAGUCGACUUCGCAGUACGAUGGAGCC
Messenger RNA from Mesorhabditis spiculigera, 1011 nucleotides. The record is from the annotation of a GenBank genome assembly. NCBI's taxonomy places the organism in Eukaryota, Metazoa, Nematoda, Chromadorea, Rhabditida, Rhabditidae.